UAGGGGGCAGCACGCACAUAUUGAGUAGUAAAAGCAGUAGGGAAGUAACUAGAACAUGGAUUGUUGAUAAGGUUCGGCCUGUUGGAAGAAACAACAAACCUGAUAUAAUAACGUCGAAUCGUUCUUAAUUAAACAGUCAAUACGAUGAUUUUAACCGUAAAACCACUUCAAGGAAAGGAGUGCAACGUACAGGUCACAGAAGAUGAAAAAGUAUCCACUGUGAAAGAACUGGUGUCUGAACGUCUGAAUAUACCUGCAAAUCAGCAGCGAUUGCUUUACAAAGGGAAAGCCCUUGCAGAUGAACACCGAUUGAGUGAUUAUUCCAUUGGGCCAGAGGCCAAGUUAAAUUUGGUGGUUCGUCCUGCGGGGGAGAGGAGUGGUGUGGCUGGGAUGGCUAGCAGUAGCAGUGCUGUUGGUGGGGUGUGGCAGACUCUGUCCACUGUCCUGGCGAAGCAUUUCAGCCCUGCAGAUGCAGCUAAAGUGCAAGAACAACUUGUCAAGGAUUAUGAACGUUCACUUAGGCAACUCAGCAUGGAUGACAUUGAACGCCUGGCUGGGCGACUGCUUCACCCAGACAGUGAGGGUAUGGACACAUCGUACAUGGAUUGAAGGCCUACCUAUCUGACAUGACAGUAUUCUGGCGAUUCCCAGAGGAGCGCUGUAGCCAUCACUGGAGGAGGCUGGUGUGUCAUCCCUCUGUCUGAUCUGGGAAAUCAUAAGUCUCUACUUCUGAUUCCUAGAAAUGGAAUGAAAAAAAGAUUUGAAUGCAUGUUUGUAUCUGUAUCAAUCAAUUGUUCGAGUGUGAAAGUUGUCAUUAGUUUAACAUCUAAAUUCAAUCAGCAUAUUUAGGCAAAUAGUCUGGAAGGCUUGAUCAACAUUGGCCUCCUUCGGACUUGUCUCGAAGGAGGUGUACUGAUCUUACUUGUACACCAUGCCUGGGCUUGAUUGGUUAUCACCUGGUCAAUAAUAUAAUAUUUACAAAUUACAUUUCACACAGCAAACCAAAAACUGAGGUAACUAUGCAACAUGGCACAACUUCACAUAAUUCAUACAUCUGGGCAAAUGCACAGACUUGGCUGUUCUCCCAAGUCAAUUUUGUUGCCGAGCAGAACAAAAGGGAGGUUCUCUGGGUCACGAGGGCAGACUUGAAUCAGGAACUCAUCUUGCCAGCUUUCAAGAGUUUGAAGGUGUUGGGAGCGGUAAUAUCAUACACAAGGACACAACAGUUUGCACCUUGAUAGAAAGCAACUCCCAACGACUGGAAUUUCUCCUGCUGUGUGGUGUCCCAGAUCUAGUAAAAAAAAAAAGGGUGAAAUUCGCAACAACUGUAAACUCACCACUACAUGCACCUCGAGACAACCAACGGGACCAUGUAACAUAAUAUAGAAAGGAAUGCCUUAUUGCUGUUUACACAAACAGCCCAAUUUGAACCUUUUGCCCAAUUAUUGUUCUUUGGACUUUUGGCAAUAAUUGGGCAAAUGGAACAGAAUUGGGCUGCCUGUGUAAGCACAGUCUAAAAGGUUUAGUUGUAGGGUUGUUCCAUUUGAUUUCAAUCCCUUUUUAACCGCACCCCUUUGAUUUGAAUGACACUUUCCAUACAUGGUAGAAGUGGUCAGAAUGUAACUUUUUGGACCUGAAUGCCAAAACAUUUAGGGGAGAGAGGUGCUCAAAGUUGACCCGUUUUAGAUACCCCACCAAUUAGACAUAUAUUCCUUCAUCACUGGAAAAUAUACACUGUUGAGUUUGAUUUAAAAUAACAAUUUAAAAGCUUGCAAUCAGGGUUGUCAAACUAUUCUAUAAUUUCCCAGAAAUGUGUUUAAAAACCACAAACUAAUUUCUGCAUAUAUUUUAGGUUAAACCCUAUUUUACAUCAUCUGAGGUGUUUGUGUUGUGUCUGCCAUUGGUUUACACACAGCAUGUGGGUGUCAUGUUUUGGCUGAUAAAUGUACUGAAAUGGGAAUAAAAUUGAAAAGGUAGCGCAAACAUGUUUGGAGGUCCACACAUCAGAACAUUUAGACUUGAAUGGGAAUAUUAGUAGUUUGAAAUUAUACUGUCAAUCUUACAAAGAAAACCUUUUGAAAUAAUACAUCAAAUAUACAUUCACAUUUGUGGGUUGACCAACAGCCAUCGUUAUGGUAGUAAUUGGAAGUGAAAAUGUAAAUUAUGUACCAGCUAAAUUGCAAUGGUCUGAAGGGAUAUGUACAGUCUGAUUGAAAUGAGACCCACACUGUAUUCAAGAGUAUGCCGUCUCUCAACCGAUGGCGGGCACAACACAAAUACCCCAGGUUAUGUCAAAUAGGGUCUAAGCUACAACAUACGCGAAAGCGUUUAUGUUUUUAGACAUUAAAGGUAAAAUAAUGUAAACAAUUUCUUUUAAUGUUUCAUUCAAGAUAUGUUUUAAUAGUUUGACAACCCUAUUUGUUAAUUUUAUCAAACUCAACCAUUUAUCUUUUCCAGUGAUGAAGACAUGGAUGUCUCAUGGUAGGGUAGGGUAUGCAAAACAGGUCAAAUUUGAGCAAAAAUUACUUGAGUUAAUACAGCAGAAUACAAACUUGGUUUCUUUGAGUGCAUCCAUGUUGCUUGACAUAGACGUUUGAAAGAGCUGUCAGUCAACUCAUUAAUAUAAGCUUCCGGGCCACUCAGCCUGUCUUUUCAAACUUCCUGAUAGUUAGCCAUGAGAGAAAAAGUAUUUUUCAGAAUGGCUGUUCAGGGCCUUUAAACUGGGAUUACUGGGGAAAAUUGUGGCUCAGCUAGACACUGCGUAUAGACAAGCCCCGACCUUCACAACCAAUAAACAAAGGAGAAUAGGUACGUGCUUGCCAAAAUGAUAGCACACAUUAAAUUGAGUGGCAAUUGUGAGACAGCACUGCAGGGCUGUGUCACAAGUUUGUCUACAAGGUGGACCACCAUGCCAUCUUCCUGUACAAGUGAGCACAGGACAACAACAGUGAGUCCAAAAAUAUUUAUUGUAUGCUGCUGCAUAAGUGAUGUAAUAUGCCAGGGAGAUAUGUAUACUCUAGCUAAGAAAGUAGUACUAAGUGUAUGUUGUGUAGUAAGCUGUUAGUAGCCUAUGUGUCUCACCCUAAGAAUUUUGUCCAUCUCAAUAUAUGGGUGGUCCCGGGAAUCGAUCCCACUACCCUGCCAUUACUAGUGCCAUACUCUACCAAUUGAGCUACAAAUCCUCUCCCCCUCAGAACUUAGCCUAGUGUUCUGACUUGGUGUUGCACAUGUAGCCUAUAGCUGUUAGAGAAAUGUAAUUAUCGAAUAUAGUAAGAGCUUUCAUUGUCUGCUUAUGUGCCCCCGUUAUUUAUCCUGCGGUUCUGACUUGGUGCACUGAGAGAAUACUGUAAAAACGGCCCAUGUUCUGAAUUAUGUCGCUGUCCAUUUGAAAAGUGCCCAACGAAUAAAUAGGCAUAUACAUUAGGCUCGUCCACCUCAGCUUGCUGAUGUCUUAAUCGAUACAGCUUGCCUCUCAACAGCUCAUCGUUCCCUUAUGCCAUUGUUUGUACACCUCCAUUGUUAUAUUGCUUAUAUAGGUCCAGCUCAUUCAUCAUUUUAUGCGAUGUUAGAAUGGUGCAUUUCAUUGUUUUGCUUACUAUUUGUAUUAUAAUUAGCGUGUGCUUUUUUCACGGGGAGGGGGUACUCUAUAGUGUUGUUGUGUCUGUAACCAUGUUUGACAGUCUCUUCCCAUUCAAAUAUUGUUUUUCAACAAAAGGUUCAGUAAUAGACCCCUGUAAUUCCAGUUGAUAUGGCGAGGGUUGUUUUGUUUGCGCAAUGCAUUGUCUGUGCGUCGGUAUAUUGUCUAUAAAAGUGGAUUUUCCUUUCUUUUUAGACCACAUAAUAAAAACUGUCAAAUGGUAGGCUAA
Molecule: messenger RNA, 3866 nt
Organism: Oncorhynchus keta (chum salmon)
Lineage: Eukaryota; Metazoa; Chordata; Actinopteri; Salmoniformes; Salmonidae
Product: ubiquitin-like protein 4A-A
Exons: 5
Coding region: 145-609 (154 amino acids)
Biological process (GO): post-translational protein targeting to endoplasmic reticulum membrane
Molecular function (GO): protein binding
Source: RefSeq, a predicted model, not a curated record